Molecule: messenger RNA, 1401 nt
Organism: Saccoglossus kowalevskii
Lineage: Eukaryota; Metazoa; Hemichordata; Enteropneusta; Harrimaniidae
Source: RefSeq, a predicted model, not a curated record
UUGCAGAAAUUGGGUAUCAGUCAGUCGCGAGCUACAGGUACAUACGUUCCUGUGAUCUCAAGGCUCGUGUAUCCGACGACGUUAAACUCAGAGCUAAUACCAUGGAUGGAAUCGCGGUGACGCCCAGUACUGUAGACUAUGCAGAUAAAUUUGUUGAGUUUGUCGAACGGAUGUUCUACCUGUUUGUUGUAUAUGUGUUCGUAUGUAGAGUAACGGGAGACUAUGUUCCAAUAUGUGCGGUAGGCACCAGUGGCCAGCAUUCUGUUGUAAGUACUGGUGAUCUGAUUUUCAUGACACCUAUUGGUCAGCACUCACACUUGGACAUCGGUGACAUUGUUACAGUGAAAGAUACCAGAAAAUAUAGUGGCUAUUACAUCCAAAAAGUAACAGACAUACAUCAGCCAAGUGUCACGGACAUUGACCCUAUGGUGGAGAUUCAGUACCAACGAGAAGACAGCAUACAACUAGAACGUCGCUGGUUCAAAUUGAGUGAUAUCGUUGGAAGACUUUACUUCAGCGUGUCUUUUUUCAACUCAAAUGCUGGUACUUGUCAUUAUUAUCUUUUUGAAUGACAUUUUAAAUGCUGUCCUAUCAAGAGUUCAUCUGGGUAAAUGCGCCCUAUUCUUUGCGACAUUGUUGGUUCUCCCUACUUCGGUGGAAUGAGUGCAUUCUCGAUUAUAGUACAAGCAGCUUUACAGAAUUUGCUAUCAUAAGUGUAUCGAAUAAAUCCAUAAAGAACGCAUGUCAUGGAUUGUGCAAAAUCGAGUAGGAUACCUGAUUUCAGAGGUGGUUUAUUGUCAUUAUAUUAUACCAACCUAAUUUCAAAUGUAUUCCCGAGGCAUGGAAACAACUUAAACGCAUCAAAACUAUGGCCAAAUGAGAUGAAGCAUCCGAAACGUUCUACUGGCAACGCGACAUUCAUUUUCUGGUGUCAUCUGCGUAAGAAAAAAUUCUUUGAACUUUCCCGAUUUUAGUUGACAGCCGGUUUACCCCUCUUGUGUAUUGAGACCUACUUCUAUACAUUAAAAGCUAUUCAUUAUACCACGGCUAACAUAAUUAAAAACACGCCCUCAACCAAUCAGAACGACGUAAUCGGGCAUUUGAAAGGCUGGUAUAAUAUUUACUAUGGAGGUAUUGAGUGAAGUGACGUCAUAGUGAGCAAAAUAAUUCUACGCAAGUUUUUUUAAUAUGUAUAAAGAUUUUCCAAUAUUGAACCAUAUUCUACUUGAAGACAGUUACUAGUGAGAAUUUAAAUCUGUUCUAUAGUGAAUAUGACUAUUAACCUAAAAGUAACAUUUGUUUCAAGAAAGAAGAAGGUGAGCUGAAGGUUAAAUGCGAUAAAGAACACAUUUAAUUUAUGCAUGUUUUUUAUUAUGUAAAGUACCAUUCCAUAGGUUAGUA